Messenger RNA from Echinops telfairi (small Madagascar hedgehog), 1521 nucleotides. RefSeq names its product SPEM family member 2 (gene SPEM2). Bases 4 to 1515 code for a protein of 503 amino acids. The record is from RefSeq and is a predicted model, not a curated record. NCBI's taxonomy places the organism in Eukaryota, Metazoa, Chordata, Mammalia, Afrosoricida, Tenrecidae. The transcript is spliced from 3 exons.
ACCAUGGGAGACCAGCCCUAUGAUGCCCUGGGGUGCUGUAAUCAAGACCAAGAAAGCCCCCAGGACACUGAGGACUUCCUCCUCCUGCUUCUGGGCCUGAUCAUUCUUGUCAACAUUGGGGUCAACAUGGCAACUGUGAUGUGGCAUAGGUUCCGGAAUGUCUUAGACAAGAUCUUUUGGAUUAAUCAGAGAAAUGCCUUCCGGUCUGAUCCAAACUUUCCCGAAGAUCCGUGUCAGAGCCCAGCCAGGGAUGUCCACAUUCACUGCACCCUGGACCCUGUUGAGGUGAAAAUGACCCAGUCCACCCACUGCUCUUCCUCUUCCUAUCACCUUGGCAACCACCUCCACAACUUCCCUCUCUGCCGAAGACGCCCCCGGCGCAGGCGCCGCAGACGCCGGGACCACCACUACCACGGCCGCCACCCCUGCGGCCACCAGCAAAGGCCUGGGAACUACAGACCGUUCCCCCAUGGUCACCCAGUGUUCAGUGGCCUGCAUCACAGGCACCAGCCGUCACCCCUGCAGCCCAGGCCUUGCUUGGGCAGGGAGGAUCAGGACUCCUACCCGGAGGAAAACACCCAGGAUGACCGGCCACACCCCACGCACCCACCAGGGGGCUGGAGAGGACUCUAUCCCAGGUUGGGCCUGCCUUCCAGGCCAGGCCUGUGGAGCCAACAGAACCGCAUCCUGGCUAGUCUGCCUCCACCCUCAGUCUACAUGUCCCCUGAGCUGCGUCGCAUACCCAAGCGAGUGGAGGCCAAGUCUGAGCUGAGGCUGCAGACCUUUGGCCCCCGUUGCUCACAAUCCCACGUUUGGGGCAACGUGGAGGCUGAACACUGGGCCUCCACUCCUCAACCGACGUGCCGCCUGCCCCCCACCCCCGCCUGGGUCCCUGGGGGACAUAGCCCUCAACCCUCUCGGGGUCACCUAAUCUAUGACUCCUGGGAGCAGCGGCGGAGAGGUCUAGAUUGCCCUGAGCCGCCCCCCCUGGUACCCCGGAGCUCAACCCGACCCGAAGCCCAGGGCUACCGGGAUCACUAUUCCCCACAGUCCCACCGGCGGGCUCACCCUAGCCACGCUUAUAGCCAGCCCAACCGCAGCCCCCACCCAUCCUCAGGACACUUGCCAUAUAGCUCUCGGGAGCCCCAUGAGGCUCGGCGCCGGGUGGCCGAGUGGACUGAAACACUGCCCGGUCGGCAUCUUCUGACCACCUCUACCUCCCUCACCAUGUUGGGUGAGGUCUCCUGCCACCGGGGCCCAGCCCCUGGCUCGACCCUGCUCCAUCACACCUCCCAGCCCUUGUCUGUGGCCCAGGCGGAGCCUGCCCCAACCCCAACCCCCUUCAUCCCACUCAGCCGGAGCCCGGGGGGCAAUACCAACUACCAGGUGUACGACAGCCUGGAGCUGAAGAGACAAGUGCAAGAGGGCCGAGUCCGGGCCAGCUCCUUGCCACCACCUUCCACCUCAGCCUCCAGGCCCUCUCUGCACCAUAGCCGGGCUGGGAGACUUAGCUGACCAGCA